AUGAGCCUCACCGUUUUACUCAUUCUGGUUAUAGCACAACCAUGUGAAAAGCCUGCACCACCACAAGAAGAGCAACCGCAUGAACGACGUCAACUACCCACUGAUGAUGCUGAAGAGGAUGAUCCCAGUCGACUUGGAUUGGAUGAAUUGACAUCAAUAGGACAUUCGAAUGAUGUUCUAAAGUAUCUCGAAAACCCACGUAUUCGUGAAUUGGUAUCGCAUAUUGAUCGUUCGACGGAUCCAGAAAAGGAGCUGACCAAUGCGAGAAGCGAGGAUUCCAUGUUGGAAGAAUUCAUUCAGUUGCUUUUGCGAACGACAGGUCGAAAACGGGAUGACGAGCAAGAUUCUUAA
Molecule: messenger RNA, 351 nt
Organism: Lichtheimia ornata
Lineage: Eukaryota; Fungi; Mucoromycota; Mucoromycetes; Mucorales; Lichtheimiaceae
Exons: 3
Coding region: 1-351 (116 amino acids)
Source: RefSeq, a predicted model, not a curated record